Messenger RNA from Mytilinidion resinicola, 2338 nucleotides. RefSeq names its product DUF1760-domain-containing protein. The record is from RefSeq and is a predicted model, not a curated record. The transcript is spliced from 2 exons. Gene Ontology annotation, cellular component: cytoplasm. Gene Ontology annotation, biological process: cellular response to oxidative stress. Bases 107 to 2104 code for a protein of 665 amino acids. NCBI's taxonomy places the organism in Eukaryota, Fungi, Ascomycota, Dothideomycetes, Mytilinidiales, Mytilinidiaceae.
AACCAAACAAGUCCCCCAACCACGCCUUCUAACAAAAGAACCGGCAAAACCCACUGCCGCCCUUUAAAUCUUAAAAUACACACAUUCGCUACUUCCACACACCACAAUGUCGGGCGACGAAGCACCCCCUAACCCGCUCCUGGCGGCCCUGCCCCCAGCCACUGACUACAUCACGUAUCUCACCAUCGUCGAGUAUAACCUCACGGCCGAGCGACUGCCGACGCUGCAUCAGGUGCUGCAGGACCCGACGCUGACGACUAACAUCGGCUGGGACCUUGUGCAUUUGCUGUUGCCGCUGCUGCCGGCGAGCGAGGAGUGCCUGCAGGAUGUUGCGCUGAAGGGGAAUCCGCGGGAGGUGAUUCUGAAAGUCACGGAGGCGUUGCGGUUGAUGCAGUACGCGAAUCCAGAGGCAGAAGAAGAGGAGAGUGAGAAUGAUGAAGGGGAGGAGGUGGCGGUUGAGGAGGCGUUGAGGAAGACCAAACUCGAAGGGGGAGGGGAGGUGAAGCCGCUGCCGUUGCCAGUCCUGCAGUUCGAGACGCUGCUCUCGAUGCUAGCGACGCUGCAUCGCCGCGUCAAGACGAAGUAUCCCAGCCGCUUUCUCUCGACGAGCCUACAGGCGGUCCUCGUGAGCUAUUCGAGCGCGGAAUCGCAUAUGGACGAGCUCACGGCUGCGGUGGUCAAGUUCAUCAAGACGCUUUCGGGGACCAAGCGGCCGCAUCUCCCGCCACGAGUGAGUAGUGGGAAUAUCCUGCAACGCACGACAUCGCAGCAGACGGAGCCGGAUCCGGAGGCACAGAGUGAGGGCCCCUCGCUGGACGAGACGAAGUUGAGCGAGAGGUUGCUGCAGAGCCUUGUCACGCACGUGACUGAGGAUUACAUGGGUUCGUUGAGCUCGGCGGAUGAUGUGCCGGGGCUUGCGUGGUCGAGUCGGUUGAUGGAGAAGCUGGAGCCGGGGAAGAUUGUUCCUGGGAAACCGACGUUUGCCGAGAGGUUUUCGAAGGAUGAGGGGUUGAAGGGGAGGAGUUCAGUUGUGGGGCAGCUGGUUGCGGUUGGGCAGGAUCUGGGGCUGGAUUCGAGGGACCUGUUUCAGACUUUCACGGAUGAGUCGACGGAGGAGGUGGGGAGUCCGGGGGAGGAGAGUGAUCCUCCGGCGUCUGCGAAUGAUAUUCCACUUUCGAGGAUCGGGUCGCUGUACUUGUUCACGGCGAGGAGCGUGGCGAGGGUGCUGUAUGGCCAACCGCCGCCGAACGAUGGCAUCGCUAUCUUCCCGGAACACGCAAAAAUCCUGCGGAACUUCGUUGGCACGGCGGGAACCGCGAAUGUUGGGUUGGAAUCCGAGGCCCUUCUGGACGCCAUUCUCUGCCUGGGCCUACUCGCCCUCGACGCAAACGCAAUCGACGAGCCAUACGACGACGAGGAAUUCGCCCAAUACCUCCAAACCGUCACCCUCAUCUCCGCCAACUCGCCUUCCCCAACAAUCCGCUACCACGCCCAUUACCUCGCCUCCACCAUCCUCCGCUCCCACCCGGAGGACCUCGUCCGACUCGCCUUCAUCCGCGACACCCUUGAGCACUGCCCCUACGAGAACCUCAAAGCCUCCGCCGUCGGCUGGCUGAAGGGCGAAACACUCGAAGCCAACAUGCCGCCCGCAACCGCCCACUCGCACACGCACGCGCAUCCACACCAAGAAACCGAGGAAUCCAAAGACCCCGAGACAUCUAUCUUCGCUACCCCUAUCGCUCUCACCUCCCUCGCCCCGUUUCUCUUCCCGGACCUUUCGACCACCAUCCUCCCUCCUGUCCCCAUCUCCGAGGCUUGGGCUACCUUCCGCAAUGAGCUCGGCUUCUAUCUAGCGACUCUGAACUUUUAUUACCUGCUCCUUAGCGCGACGUUCUUGCAUGAGGCGUUGGAUAUCGCGGGCUUGACGGAGACGGCGGAUGUGGGGGGUAGUUUUCUAGGGCCGUUGAGGCAGGCGGUUAGCGUGUUUAAGGAUAGUUUGAAGGAAGGGGGCGAGCUGGCGGCGGAGGAGGAGUCGAAAAAUUCAGGUGGGCUGGGGAAACAGGAUGGGGGACGCGGGUCAGGGGUCCGUGGGAGUUGGAGAUGACUAUAGAGCAGGGUGAUGAUUUAGCAUGUGAUUGAAUAAUGGUCUUCUUUACGAUGCAAGACUAGAGUGGGUGGAUUGAGCGUUGUGAGCGUGAUAGUGAUGCAUGACUGGAUUCGAUGUGGGUAAUGAGAUGUCAAAACGGAGGGGCUACUGAAGCAAUCUAGCAUCACUUGCUACAAGCUUUUAUGCUAUCAUGCCGAUGAAUAGGUCAGACCAGCUUCAAAGAUAUCUACG